This is a messenger RNA of Homalodisca vitripennis (glassy-winged sharpshooter), 1148 nucleotides long. RefSeq lists its product as uncharacterized. Bases 1 to 843 code for a protein of 280 amino acids. The transcript is spliced from 3 exons. Lineage: Eukaryota; Metazoa; Arthropoda; Insecta; Hemiptera; Cicadellidae. The record is from RefSeq and is a predicted model, not a curated record.
AUGCGCUACACAAUUGGUCGCGCGGGACCAAAAACGGAAGCGCGCAUGCGCGGACCAGAGCGACGGAGCGUGCAGCGCUCAGUCCUCCUGCAGCCACGAAUAGGUGGCGUUGUUGCGAGCGAUAACGGGCGGCCGGCCGGCCCUAAGUUUGACAUUGAAGUAGAUAAAGAGAUAUGGCCGAUAACUCUUUUACUUACUGUGACAGUGACGAAGAGGUUUUUUUGGGGGAAAGUUACAGAAAAAGAUAUACGGAAGCGUGCUUUACUUGGAAAUUGCUUUGACUCACCUGUUGUAAGAAGCAGCACACCCAGGCCAUCAGCAACUAAGAAACUUGCAGGAAGCAGUUCCCAAGUUUUACCCGAUGUGCUCAAUGACUCAGUUAAACACAGUUUUCCUGCUAACUGUGAAGAACUUCCAAAUAUUGAGGAACCAAAAGGUAGUUCAAACGUAGAAAAUUCUGCUAUUCUGAAUGAUUCACUCAACAAAGAUGAAGAUGUUGACAGUGAUGUAGUUAUAAUUGACUUGGAUGGCCAAAAUGAUUCUGUAGUGAUCAUAUCAGAUGAUGAAAACUUAACAGGCAAUGAUGAACUUUGUCAGAAUCGUAGUGGAAAUAAGCCUACUGUAGGAACCGGAGAGGAUAAGUUUUGUGAUACAUUCAGUGCUAUAUCUACAGAAGAUAAAAUUGAACACACAAGCCGUAUUGAAGUAGAAAACUCAAGCCAAACUGCUGAUAAAACUACUGAUGAUGUCUUGAAGAACCUGAAUGAAUAUCUGGGUAAUAACAGCACUGUGUCUGAUCUAAGCUUCAACUCGAAAACAAAAAUUAGAGUGUGGAAAUCUUGAAAAUACCAGUUCUUUGUCUAAUGAAGACUUAGAAUUCAAUACUGCUGAUACUACUAAAGAGAGUAACAACAUUUUAGGAGUUGAACAUGACCUUGAAAACAAAGCCAUAGUUGAGUCUAGAAAUGUUGAAGACACUUUUUCAUCGGAGGAGUUGAAUGAAUGUAGAGAGGUAUCUGAAACUGAGAAACUAGUUGAAUCGAAUGAGGAUGCAGUGUCAAUGGAGUCAGCUUUGGAAAGUGUUGCAGAAACCAACAAACGUGAUACAAUAGAUCCAUUGUCUGUGGAAGCAUUAAUUCAAGCUUCAA